CCGAUGUGCAUCCCAGGGCAAGUUGCUUCCAAUGCUGCACUUGUCAUAAGGAAUUAUUCCAGAGACCAUUCUUUUUUUCUGGAGCUCAGCGAUUAUUUCUGGGUGACAAGAGAGUCCCAAUUUCCCUUUCCAUUUGGCACAAAUGGCAGCGAGGAUAUAUUAUCGCAGGUGCUGGGUGUUGCAAAUGAUUUCAGCAUUCCACAUGAGAUUAAAAGGUUGCCGUGUAGGCGUUGCGUUGUGAUUGGGAGUGGAUAUCGCAUGAAGAACAGCUCUCUGGGUGACAUUAUUGAUAAAUAUGACAUAGUGAUCAGGCUGAACAAUGCCCCCGUCCACAAAUACGAGGAAGACGUUGGAAGCAAGACAACUUUACGCUUGUUUUACCCAGAAUCUGCUUUUUUUGACCCAGUGUUAGACAACAAUCCAGAUACGCUAUUGGUGCUGGUGCCAUUCAAGAAUCUGGACAUCCAGUGGCUAAAAACAGUCCUAAACAAUGAGACAAUGGUAAAAAAGGGCUUCUGGAAGAAACCUCCCUUAAUAUGGAAAGUGAAGUCUCAGAACAUCCGGAUCCUAAAUCCCUAUUUUAUGGAAUUUGCUGCCACGAAGCUGAUGCAAUAUGUUCUGACAAUACGCAAGAUGAGUGUGAGACCAACCAUCGGCUUCAUGGCAAUCUCUUUUGCUAUUCACUUCUGUGACAUGGUCCACAUUGCAGGCUUCGGCUAUCCAAAGAUAAAUGAUUCGCUCCCCAACCACUACUAUGACAAGAGCAUUAUGAAGAAAAUGAUAAGUGCAUCACAUAAGGUACCCCUGGAAGCAAUGAUAAUAAGAAAGCUUCUUCAGCAUAACGUCAUUCAGAACCUGACCUACUUCUGAAGACUGUCGCCUGGAAGAUCAGGGAUUACUACAUCCAUAUCUUCACACACGGUGCUAGACUGAACAGCGCC
Molecule: messenger RNA, 941 nt
Organism: Nanorana parkeri
Lineage: Eukaryota; Metazoa; Chordata; Amphibia; Anura; Dicroglossidae
Product: CMP-N-acetylneuraminate-beta-galactosamide-alpha-2,3-sialyltransferase 4-like
Exons: 8
Coding region: 4-870 (288 amino acids)
Biological process (GO): glycolipid biosynthetic process
Molecular function (GO): sialyltransferase activity
Source: RefSeq, a predicted model, not a curated record